Linepithema humile (Argentine ant) is the source of this 3598-nucleotide messenger RNA. RefSeq names its product monolysocardiolipin acyltransferase Mtpalpha (gene Mtpalpha). Gene Ontology annotation, molecular function: enoyl-CoA hydratase activity; (3S)-3-hydroxyacyl-CoA dehydrogenase (NAD+) activity; NAD+ binding. Gene Ontology annotation, cellular component: mitochondrial fatty acid beta-oxidation multienzyme complex; mitochondrion. Gene Ontology annotation, biological process: fatty acid beta-oxidation. Lineage: Eukaryota; Metazoa; Arthropoda; Insecta; Hymenoptera; Formicidae. The record is from RefSeq and is a predicted model, not a curated record.
GAUCACACCCGGUCGCCGUGCAGGCAGGCCGACGAUAGCUAAAGUAUCAGCCGCGUGCGAUGUCGUAUGCGUGACUCCGCGAAUUUCUCUCGAUGCAAGUGAGUGUCCAUCCGAAUUGAUCAAAACCGACUGAAACAUGGCAAGCUGCAGGCUGUUCGGCGCCCUUGCACGCUGCUCCCGCAGCAACGCGAGUUUCGUAACACGAACAGGUUUAUACCAACCUUUAAGAACAAUGGUAAGCGGGGCAGAUAGGAAACAUUUUAAAUGCAAAAAUGUAAACGACGUAGCAGUUAUUACAAUAGAUUCGCCAGGUGUUAAGGUAAACACUUUAAGUAAAGAACUGAUGGCGGAAGUGGAAGGGCUGCUGAAUGAAAUUCAAUCAGAUCCGGCAGUGAACUCAGCAGUAAUCAUCAGCGGGAAACCAGGCAAUUUCAUAGCCGGCGCAGAUAUUACUAUGUUGCAAGCCGUUAAGGAUGAAGAGAGCGGUUAUGAACUGAUGAAGGAUGGUCAUAGAAUUUUUGAUAAAAUAGCAAAUAGUAGCAAACCGAUUGUUGCUGCUAUUAACGGCACGUGUCUCGGUGGAGGUUUGGAGGUCGCCUUGGCAUGCCAUUACAGACUCGCUGUUAACAAUAAUCAGACGAAAUUAGGGCUGCCGGAGGUGAUGCUCGGUCUUCUUCCCGGCGGCGGCGGCACGCAGCGCCUACCCAAGCUGACAGCUCUUCCCACUGCUCUGGAUAUGAUACUUACUGGUAAAACGCUCAAGGCCGACAGGGCGAAGAGACUCGGGCUGGUGGAUAUCGUGGUCAACCGUCUCGGUCCGGGCGCUGGCACAGCGGAAGAAAACACGAUGCGAUACUUGGAGGAAACCGCGAUAAAGGCCGCGCGCGAUAUCGCAGCCGGGAAACUGAAAGUCGAGCGUGGCCCGAAAUCUUUCGUGGAUAAGAUAACGCAGCACGUUCUGUCCUACAAUUUCGUCAAAGAUCAAAUAUUCAAGAAGGCGAGGGCCCAAGUGAUGAAAAUGACGGGCGGCCUGUACCCGGCGCCGCUCAAGAUCCUGGAAGUAAUCAGGACCGGUCUGGACAAGGGGCCUGCGGCCGGAUUCGACGCCGAGGCUAAAGGAUUCGCUCAGCUGGUGGUGACGCCGGAGUGCAAGGGUCUCACCAGUCUGUUCUUCGGCCAGACAGCCUGCAAGAAGAAUCGCUUCGGCUCGGCCAAGAGCGCAGCCAAGAAAAUUGCCGUUGUUGGCGCCGGCUUGAUGGGCGCGGGCAUCGUCCAGGUGAGCAUCGACAAAGGUUACAACAUCGUUAUGAAGGACACCAAUGAGGCUGGAUUGUAUCGUGGUGUAAGCCAGAUUCAGAAGGGCCUGGAGGGCGCCGUGAAGCGCAAACGAAUCUCCAACAUCGAAAAGGACAAAUAUCUCUCUCAUCUCGACGCAACGUUGAAAUACGAUUCCUUCAAAGACGCGGACGUGGUGAUUGAGGCGGUGUUCGAGGACAUCAAUAUUAAGCACAAGGUUCUGAAGGAGAUCGAAGCCGUAGUGCCGAAUCACUGCGUCAUCGCGACCAACACGUCCGCGAUUCCCAUUACGAAGGUCGCUGCUGGUAGCAGCCGUCCUGAUAAGGUGAUCGGCAUGCACUACUUCUCUCCCGUCGACAAGAUGCAACUGUUAGAAAUUAUAACUCACAAAGGAACGUCCGAGGAAACCAUCAAGACUGCAGUGGACGUUGGUCUGAAGCAGGGCAAAACUGUCAUUACAGUCGGCGAUGGUCCCGGAUUUUACACCACGAGAAUACUUUCCACGAUGUUGUCGGAAGCGAUUAGAUUGCUGCAGGAAGGCGUGGACCCGGUGCAGCUGGACAAGCUGACAAAGAAAUUUGGUUUCCCCGUCGGCGCGGCUACUCUGUCCGACGAAGUCGGCAUCGACGUAGGUGCUCACAUCAGCAGCGACCUCGCCAAAGCUUUCGGCGAACGCUUUAAGGGAGGAAACGUGAACAUUCUCGGCGACAUGGUCAAAGCUGGCUUCCUCGGACGCAAGUCCGGCAAGGGUAUAUUCGUGUACGAAACCGGGUCCAAGAAUAGAGACGUGAAUGUCGACGCGUUAGAAAUUCUGAAAAAGUAUAAACUCGAACCUAAGGGCAGCACGUCCGACGAGGAUCGUCAGUUGAGAAUGGUCUCGCGGUUUGUUAACGAAGCUGUACUCUGCUUGGAGGAAAAUAUUCUAGCCAAUCCCUUGGAAGGCGACGUCGGAGCUGUAUUCGGCCUGGGUUUCCCGCCAUUCACGGGUGGUCCAUUCCGCUGGCUGGAUGCGUACGGUGCCCAUCGACUCGUCAAGAAGAUGGAGGAGUUCCGAAGUCACUACGGCGAAACAUAUAAACCAUGCCAGUUGUUGCUCGACGUAGCAGCAGAUUCUAAACGAAAAUUCCACUCGAAGUAAAAGUUCAUAGGAGUCCAUCAUCGGUAAAAUAUCUUCACAUUGAUCGAUAUUCACCUGAAAGUUAUAUCUGUUCGCUUCGGGAUCGAAAAGCAUCUCGAAAUAGGUGCAAGGAUUAAUUCCUUCCAUGAUCCUGAAGUCCAAUUUUGAAUUCGCAUCUGCUACAUCUCGUGAGAGUUGAUUUAUUUCCAAUAAUCUGUUUUCUAGUUCUAGAAAGCUUUAAGAAUUAAUAGUUAGAUUAUUAAAAUAAUAUCCUCAAAUAACUUUUUAUUUCCUUUUUGGUUAUUAAACUUAAAAAGGCAGGAUAAACUUAAUUAGUAUAUUUUUAAAUAUUUCUUGGAUAUAUUUCGACAUAUCUAUCAGAGAAAAGCUUGAAACUUUUAGAUAAAAGUAUUAGAGGUCAAUGCAGAAUUUUCUGCGCAAGUUUAUCCGUGCGAGAUAUAGUAGAAUGUGAUUUCACAUGUGCAAAUGAGAGGGGCUGAUGCGUGGUCACGCAUAAUGCGCACUGACGUGACUGUCUAUAGUACUAUAUAUAUUUUUGGACUUGGGAUUUACACAGUCCGUUCAGCGAUUUUCCGCGAACAUUGUAGAUAGAUUCGUGCAUUUAUUAUUUUUGAGAGUUUUAUACCCCCAAAUGUUUGAUACUUUUACACGUAUAUACCAUCCUAUUGUUAAUUAAGCAAAAUCAUAUAUAUAAUGAUUGUACAUUUAUUUUGCAAAAUUUAACAGAAAUAAAAAUUACUAUAUAUUGAAUUUAUACGCUGUUUUUGAAUAACGUUCGAGCGAUUCUCUGUCACUUAUCAAUCUAUAUUGUCUGUUAUAAGCAAAUGAAAGCAUAAUUAUGAUCUACUUUUUAUUUAUUAAUUUGUAACUUUUUAGUAAUUUGAUAUUUUUCUAAUCGAUUUAUAAUUACGACAUAUGUGGGAAUUAUUGCGUUUUUACGCUUUAUGACACAAACGUAUUAAUUUUACAAAAAAAGCUAACAAAAACCAGUCCAGUAAUUAAUAUUUUCCUCUGGAAUCGCAUAAAAAACGUAAUAUAGAAAUGGAAAUAUUUUGCUUGAUGCAACAGUCGAGAAAUGUUGCACUCUUGUUUGUGCAGAUAUCGUGCCUUUCAAUCGAGGCCGACAAUGAAACAAAUAAACUUAAAUACAUGUUUUACGUUUAA